Hansenula ciferrii is the source of this 558-nucleotide messenger RNA. RefSeq names its product mitochondrial 54S ribosomal protein mL58 (gene MRPL20). Gene Ontology annotation, cellular component: mitochondrial large ribosomal subunit. NCBI's taxonomy places the organism in Eukaryota, Fungi, Ascomycota, Saccharomycetes, Phaffomycetales, Wickerhamomycetaceae. The coding region runs from base 1 to 558 and encodes 185 amino acids. Gene Ontology annotation, molecular function: structural constituent of ribosome. The record is from RefSeq and is a predicted model, not a curated record. The transcript has a single exon.
AUGUUUAAUAUAACCCAGAGAGUCAUAAGGGCACCACUUGCCACCCGUCAAUUAUCAAACAUUUCAAAAUAUUCAGAAAUUCCAAAUACAUAUAAUAAAAAAACUUCAUCAUGGAAACCAAAACAUAAAAAUCCAAAAGGUCUUAUUUAUCAUCCUGCACCUUCAGUAUCUUCACCAACUAUUGAAACACCUGAUUUAUUUUUACCACAAAAUGAUCCACGUAAAGGUUUAAAUUUUGGUGAAAUUAAUCCAAUUGAUAUACAGAAUGCACCAGCUUUAUCAAUACCAAAAAUUAAAAACUAUAUAUUAAAACCUGAAGAUGUUGAAGAAAUCCAAAGAUUAAGAUUAGGUGAACCUUAUAAAUAUACUAAAAAAGUGUUAGCCGAGAUGUUUAAAGUUUCAGAAUUAACAAUUAGUUUAGUUUCAAAUCAAUCCAAGGAAAGAUCAAAAGAUAUGAAUAAUAGAUUAGAAAUUAUUAAAGAUGGUUGGUCAAAAGGUAGAAAAUUCGCAAGAUCUGAAAGAGUUAAAAGACAAGCAUAUUGGUAUCGUAAUGAAUAA